Sinocyclocheilus rhinocerous is the source of this 1617-nucleotide messenger RNA. RefSeq names its product syntaxin-11-like. Gene Ontology annotation, cellular component: SNARE complex; presynaptic active zone membrane; endomembrane system. Bases 147 to 1028 code for a protein of 293 amino acids. The transcript is spliced from 2 exons. Gene Ontology annotation, molecular function: SNARE binding; SNAP receptor activity. Gene Ontology annotation, biological process: exocytosis; intracellular protein transport; synaptic vesicle fusion to presynaptic active zone membrane. NCBI's taxonomy places the organism in Eukaryota, Metazoa, Chordata, Actinopteri, Cypriniformes, Cyprinidae. The record is from RefSeq and is a predicted model, not a curated record.
CUCCCAGCAGUCAAAGUCAGUCAGUCAUUUGCCUGCAACGUUAUUUCCUGCAACGAUGUGACCUGAGAUGUGAUGCGCGUUAGAAAACGACAGAAGUUCGCGUUAAUAGCGUUUGAAUUGAACAAGGGGGCAUGAAAUAAGGAAAGAUGAGAGACAGGCUGGUUGAACUGGGAGGUGUUCCCACCAAAGACCACAGAGAGGAAGACCAAGUAGAUAGCGGAGAGGAUGUGGACAGUGGUGAAUUUGAACAGCAUGCGGUGGUGUUCGAGGGUGAGGACAUCAUGGAGGGCACCUUCAGAGAAGUCCAAUCCGUCCAGAAAGAAAUCGCCCAACUCCGAAUGGAGGUGAAGAGACUGGGCAAGCAGAACACGCGCUUUCUCACCUCCGUCAGACGCAUUAGCAGCAUCAAACGCGACUCGAACACGAUCGCACGCAACAUCAAAACUAAAGGGGAGAACCUGUAUGCUCGGAUACAGAAGAUGGAUGCACUUUGUAAAGAUUUGGAGGAGAAACACGGAGCUCAUUCGGCUUUGGCGCGCAUGGUACGCGGCCAGUUCGUCUCUAUAACGGGUUCUUUUCACGAGGCCAUGAAUGAAUACAACAGUGCCGAAAUGGCGCAGAGGGACAACUGCAAGUCUCGCAUCCAAAGGCAAGUGAAGAUCAUGGGUAAAGAAGUGACUGGAGAUCAAAUCGAAGAAAUGAUCGAGACAGGCAAGUGGAAUGUGUUUUCUGACGACUUGCUCACAGACGGGCGAACCGCUCGCUCAGCGCUCACUGAGAUCGAGAAUCGCCAUAAGGAGCUUUUGGAGUUAGAGAGUCGCAUCAGAGACAUCCAUGAUCUGUUUUUCCAGCUGGCUUUGCUGGUGGAGGAACAAGGGCCCAUGGUGGACAACAUUGAGGCCAAUGUAUAUGCCACCCAAGACUUUGUGGCCAAAGCCACAACUCAGAUAAAGAAGGCUGUCAAAUAUAAGAAGAAAAACCCUUGUCGACAGCUCUUCUGUUGCUGUUUUCCAUGUUGCAAUAAAUGAUCUCAGUGUUGCCGCCUUCCAUUUCACAUAAGCCAUACCUUAUUAAACGAACAACAGUCUUGCAUGCUAGUGUUAACCAUGUCAUGUGAUUUGCUCUGAAGAGACCAACCAAUGCCUAGUGCCUGUGCUUGAUGGUUGUCAUUGCGAAAAACGUUGUGUCUUGUAAACCACAGGAGCUGCAAUGCAAGUGAGCUGAAGUGAUACUGCAAUCUCACUGCUAAACUUCUGUGAGAGUCGCAGGACAUUUACUUGAUGUGUAAAAGAUAUUAAAAAGGAAACCGCAAGUAAAAAGUGUUUUACGCCCAUGUACAGUGCACAAGCAAAUAUUAUACAGAAACAUGUUUUACUGAUGAAUCUACUGCUUUAAGGUACAUUUGUGUAUGUGUAUGUAUGGUUUGUUGCAUUAAUUUAAUAUUUUUAUCUUUUAAUGCAUUUACGUUUGUUUGAUCACCAUAUUGUGCUUCUCAUAGGAAAUUUGUGAAAUACAUAGUAUUGCAUCAGUGAAGGUUUCCCAAGUUUGAAAGUUACUUCUGCUAUAUAACUUGCAAAAGCCAUUGUGUAAAAGUGUUUGUUGGUUUGAAUAUAAAAC